AUGUACCGCGACUUUGUGGACGCCUUUGCUGACACCUUUGACUACCUGUUCGGCACUGUCAUCACGGAGGUCACCGUGGGCAUGGGCCCCGCGGGCGAGCUGCGCUACCCGUCCUACCCCGAGGGUGACGGGCGGUGGCGCUUCCCCGGGGUGGGGGAGUACCAGUGCUACGACAAGUACAUGCUGGGCGACCUGCGGCGCGCGGCGCACGUGGCCGGCCACCCCGAGUGGGGCCACGGCGGCCCCCACGAUGCCGGCCACUACAACAGCAAGAGCUGGGAGACCGGAUUCUUCGGCGGCAACUGGCAGACCGAGUAUGGGGACUUCUAUCUGUCGUGGUACAGCGGGCACCUGGUGGCGCACGCGGACAGGAUUCUGGGGGCGGCCGCGGCGGCGCUCUCGAAACCGGGGCGGCCGCGCAUGCUGCGCAGCGCAGUGGAGCUUGAUGACGGCCACGUGGUGUAUGAGUUUGAGCCGGCGGUGAAGCUGGGGGCCAAGCUGGCCGGGGUGCACUGGUGGUUCAAGAGCCGCGCACACGCCGCGGAGCUGACGGCCGGCUACUACAACACGCGCGACUGCGACGGCUACGCGCCCAUCAUGGCCACCCUGUCCAAGUACAACGCGCGGCUGUCCUUCACCUGCGUGGAGAUGCGCGACUGCGAGCACCCGCCAGAGGGGCGCUGCAGCCCGCAGGGGCUUCUGCAGCAGGUCCUGGAGUGUGCGGAGGCUCACGGCGUCCCCCUGGCGGGCGAGAACGCGCUGCAGCGCUACGACGAGCACGCCUUUGACCGCAUCGCGGAGUCGGCCUUUGGCAAGACGGCGCGCAGCGGGCGGCUGGAGCAGCUGACGUUCCUGCGGAUGGGCGACCUCAUGUUUGACAACUGGGAGGCAUUCUGCGCCUUCCUGCGGCGCAUGAGGGGGCAGCAGGGCUGA
Messenger RNA from Monoraphidium neglectum, 933 nucleotides. RefSeq lists its product as hypothetical. NCBI's taxonomy places the organism in Eukaryota, Viridiplantae, Chlorophyta, Chlorophyceae, Sphaeropleales, Selenastraceae. Gene Ontology annotation, molecular function: beta-amylase activity. The coding region runs from base 1 to 933 and encodes 310 amino acids. Gene Ontology annotation, biological process: polysaccharide catabolic process. The record is from RefSeq and is a predicted model, not a curated record. The transcript is spliced from 7 exons.